Molecule: messenger RNA, 207 nt
Organism: Colletotrichum higginsianum IMI 349063
Lineage: Eukaryota; Fungi; Ascomycota; Sordariomycetes; Glomerellales; Glomerellaceae
Product: Arca-like protein
Exons: 2
Coding region: 1-207 (68 amino acids)
Source: RefSeq, a predicted model, not a curated record
AUGGCAGGAGGCCGAUUUACGGAUCGGGAAGAACAGGAGGAGCUCUACAGAAUCCUCGUCAAGACCGAUAGACGGCUAGGAUGGCCAACACGGGCAAUACAGGCACAGCUUAGGGAAGCAUGGGGUUGGGGGGAUUCUCCUUCCCCGCCGAGAAUGCCGAUUGCUGGCAUCUUGAACGCCUGCGUACGAGCUGCAGAGGCGGACUGA